AUGCUGCUGCUCGCAUCAUGCGUGGGCCUCGCCUGGUCCUGGUCGACGCGCACCGUCGGCGGUGUGCGCACGCGAAGCGCUCCGGCCGUCGCGGCCGCGGCAGCAGGACUCGCCGCUGACGCUGCGAUGGCGGCCGACGCCACUGACACUGCCGAGUAUCUCUGGCGCGGUGAGGUGCCUCUCCCUGGCGCCGACUGUCAAGAGCGGCUGGUUGGCGCGUCGCCAGGCGUCGCGCUCCGCGUGCUUCGAUGGUCGCCCACCGACUCUGCCGCCGCCGGCCGCCGGCCGCUGGUCUUUGUCGCAGGGUGGGGCAGUGUCUUUGAGGGAUGGCGGCCGCUGCUAACGACGUGGGCGUCUCGCCGGCCGAUCAUCUACAUCGAGACGCGCGAGAAGAAGUCCGCCGAGUUUGACUUUCGGCCAAACGUCGCCGACUUUGCGAUGGCGCGGCAUGCUGACGACAUCGCCGCUGUGCUCGCGGCGAUCGGCGUCGCACCUUCCUCGGUCGACUGGUUCUCGUCGUCGCUCGGCGCGACCCUGCUGCUCGACGGCUUCCAGCGCGGCGCACUCGACGGCCGCGCGUCAGUCAUGCUCGCGCCCAACCCCGCCUUCAAGUUUCCGCUCUGGGCGAGGCCGCUGCUGCGGCUCCCUCUGCCUCGGCGGGUGUACGCGCGGCUGCAGCCGCUGGGGAUGUGGGCGGUGCGGCGGAAGACGAAGGAGCCCGCGCAGCGCGCGCGGUACGAGCGCUCGCUCGCGGCGCAGGACCUGGAGCGGCUCGUGCUGAGCAUGAAGGCGAACCUGGGGUACACGCUCCCUGCGGCGUGCGACGCGGUGGCGAUGCCGUGCGCGGUGCUGGCCGCCUCGUCCGACACGCUGCACGGGAUGGAGCAGGUGGCGAGCGUGGUGGAGCGGCUGCCCAACGCCACGCUGAUCGAGGUGCCCUCCAACCAGUACGCGCACGAGGCGGACGUGCUCGCGGACGUGGAGCCGUUCUACGAGGCGGUCGGGUGCGCGCUCGCGGCGGUGCCGCUUGCAGCGACGCAGGAGGCGGCGGCGGCGGCGACGGAACAGGCGGCCGCUGAAGCGCUGCAGCCGGCUCUGGCGGAGGCUGCGAUUGCGGCGGCGGUAGGGUGGGACGCCAAGCAAGAGAGAGAUUUUGAGAUUUUGCAAGCAAGUGGCAAAUCACCCUCUUUGUCGGUGUGCCACACGAGCCGCGCCAGCCUGAUGUCGAAGGCCUUCGAAGCUCAGUUCCAGAGGUCCGGUCCGGCGUCGCCGCGGCCGGAGCGCGAGUCUGCGCCCGUCGAUGCCGCCUCCGCCCUCAAGCGCUUCACCGAGGGUGGGGAGAAGGCCGACACGAUGAGCGGCAAAGAGAUGUACGCCAUCGUCGACAUGCUGAAGCGCGAGCACGGAGCGGAAGCGGCCGCGCUCGAGGCGUCGCUUCUCAAGGUGAAGCGCCAGCUCGAUAAGAAGAUCAUGCUGCUUGAUUGGGUGGGAGAGCACGUCAGCCCCGCCGCCGCAGUAGAGAAGCCUCGGCGGGCUUCGCUCGCCGACUGCACAAACACAGCGCCGCCGGCCGCAGAGGCGGCGGCGCCGCUGGCGACGGCCGCGGACGCCAUCAAGCGGCAGCAGGCGUCACGCUCCUCCGCCACCCAGGAGGCUGCGCCGGCCGCCGCCAAGCCUCCGGCGGAGGACGGUCGCAUCGCCCGGAUGGCUGCUCUCUUUGUCGAGGGCAAGGACGCCCUCUCAAUGACGGGAGGCGAGAUGUUCGAGGUGAUCGGCUGGCUCAAGCGGCUCGGACACGCGGAGGUCGAGGACUCGCUGAUUCGCGUCCGGCUGCAGGGCGACAAGAAGACGCAGGCACACCUCUCCCGCCCGCCACACGCCUCAGCCCGCCCGGCGGCGAUGCGACGGCCGAGACCGCGCCGCGCCACCCUCACCCCCACCCCCACCCCCAAACACUCGCAGCUGGUCUCCUACCUCAAGAGGAACUGGGCGACGCUGCCGACCGCCGCCGCCGAGCCCGCCGCCGCCGCCGCCGAGCCCGCCGCCGCCGACACCGCCGCCGCCGACACCGCCGGCGUCGAGGCUGCCGCCGCGCUUGCGCCGGCCCGCUUGGCGCGGCCGCCAGCGGCGCCGCUCGGCGACGCUGCGAGUCUGGAGCGGGCGGACGGCGGGCGGAGGCCCGUCGCGGGAGGGAAGGUGGUCGCCAUGGAGGCGACUCUCUCGCGGAUGGAGGAGUCGUUUGCCUUUGCCGUCGAGUGCAUGACUGCCGACAUGGCGCAGGCGCGCAGGCAGCUGCACAGCCUCAAGCUCGCUCUCCACUCGGCCCACUAG
This is a messenger RNA of Emiliania huxleyi CCMP1516, 2331 nucleotides long. RefSeq lists its product as hypothetical. The transcript has 5 exons. The coding region runs from base 1 to 2331 and encodes 776 amino acids. NCBI's taxonomy places the organism in Eukaryota, Haptophyta, Isochrysidales, Noelaerhabdaceae. The record is from RefSeq and is a predicted model, not a curated record.